Molecule: messenger RNA, 945 nt
Organism: Aspergillus novofumigatus IBT 16806
Lineage: Eukaryota; Fungi; Ascomycota; Eurotiomycetes; Eurotiales; Aspergillaceae
Product: putative secretory component protein shr3
Exons: 3
Coding region: 47-670 (207 amino acids)
Biological process (GO): endoplasmic reticulum to Golgi vesicle-mediated transport
Cellular component (GO): endoplasmic reticulum membrane
Source: RefSeq, a predicted model, not a curated record
UCUUCCCCCAAUCAUCCUUUUCAGUGCUUCUCAAUCGCAAGCAACCAUGGCCUUCAGGAACGGGUCCUUCGCGACCUUCCUGAUCGUGUGUCCCGUCAGCUUCUUCCUGGGCAUCAUCUUCUCCCUCUUCCCCUAUGACUACCCCAUCCUGUGGUCCACAGCCCCCACACCCCCUGCUCACUACGACUACCUCGAAGCGCACCUGCGCUUCCUCCACGACUCCCCGCCCCUAAUCCCUCGCAUACUCCACAUCGUCAUCUUCUUGGGUCUGGCCGGCCUCGUCUCGAAACUCUAUCGCCCGUCGGAGAGCAACAUGCUCUUCGACGGCGCCUCCCUCGUCCUCUACAUGUGCGGCAUCACCAUCUACAUUGCCAACAUCGUCAAGGGGCUGCGUCUGGCCUCGGCGGGCAAGUACGGUGAGGAGCUGGCGGCCAGUCCGGAGGAGAAGGAGCAGAUCCUUAACCGCGAGGAUUCGCUUAAGGUGUUGUCUGCGAGUAAUACGAUCCUGGCGUUGGUGUUGUGGUAUGCGGAGCGGAAGGAUGCGCAGGAGUAUGAGUCGUUGAGAAAGGGGCAUAAGGAGGGUAGUGGUGCUUCUGCCUCGUCGGCGUCGGGGGCUGCUGCGGCGGCGAAGCCUGGGAGGCAGGGGAGUGUGAAGAAGAAGAGUAACUAGGUUUACGGUUUACUUUUCUGUCUCUCGGGUUCGAGUUGGUAUGACUCGGUGUAUUGCAGUAUGAUGUCUAUGUAGGGUGGUAUGUUGCUUAACCGGAGGGCUGAUGGGGCGAUGGAUGAGGUAUGGUAUCAAAAGUAUGCGGGUCAUGGCUAUAUCUACUUGGGCUAGUUCUAUGUACAUGAUAAAAAGCCAAAAAAAAAAAAAAACCAAGCACCAAAGCCUUGACAAUGUUUUCGUGAUGAUCAUAUAUAAACAUUAUGGCAAUGCAAAAGGGG